AUGGAGGUCGAGAAUCAGCCGAUGAAACGGCUCAUGGAUGCGAUUGCCAUCUACCAGAAGUCUUCAGGGGACGAAGUAGCCUCCCUCUCAGCCCGAAUGGAGGCGAUGAAUAUGACAACACGAGAAUCCGACAACCAAAUUACCCUCGGCGCACGGUUAAUUUACAUCAAGUCCAAGGAAGUCAUGCUUAGCGAUGCCUUUAGAGUGAUAGAUUCAAGCGGAAAUUCUGCAACACUACCACGGCUAAGCCUCGCCAAACCAUCAUCAACCUUGAUUCGAGUUCUGAAGGAUUGCCAAGGCUUGAUAACUCGAGCCAAUGAAGGAAAUUUCUCCCGCAUCGUCAUUACGGCGACCGUCUCGUUCGCCAAAAUCGCCCAGCUGGACGCGUGGUAUCACCGCUCUCAUCCAGGAGAAACAACAAGCGAUCUACAUCUCAAAGAAAAAACGGGUCUAGAAAAGCUCGAAGAUCGCUUUCAAACCACCCGCGAUCUCCUCGCCGCUGCGUUGAAACUAUGCGACGAACUGAGGAACUGUCCUGAGCUCCAACAAAAGGUCCAGGAGAUGGUCCGCCUCUAUGAGGGAACACGAUACGAAAGAGUCACUUUAGAAGAACUUCAAUCAAUCAAGACGGCCAUGGUCAGUGGGCGAGGAGGAAUCGCGACUCACUCUGGGCACUGGUACAAUUGCGUCAACGGACAUCCGGUGAAUAAAUUUCCCAUUCCUCGAAUUGUCCCAAGUUACCUUUGA
Molecule: messenger RNA, 747 nt
Organism: Penicillium daleae
Lineage: Eukaryota; Fungi; Ascomycota; Eurotiomycetes; Eurotiales; Aspergillaceae
Exons: 1
Coding region: 1-747 (248 amino acids)
Source: RefSeq, a predicted model, not a curated record